AUGUCGCAGUACCAAAAUAUUUUUAGUGCUUAUCGCGCGCCUUCCAAAGGCUGCGAUGCACUGGAGUUGAAUCCCAACCAGAAAUGUAGGGAACACGUCCUUGUCAUACACAACGGCCAGAUGUUCACCUUCAACGCGUGCGAUGCGCGAGGAAUGCCCCACGACGAAAGAAGGAUCCUGACUCAACUCAUCAGAGUCGUGGAGAUGUCGCCCGAGAAGGACGUUGGUGUGGGCAUUCUGACGACUGCCGAGAGAGACGUCUGGGCUGAGGCGUACGGCAGACUUGGCCAGAAUACCCAAAACGCGGCGUCUCUGGAAGCGAUCAAGAAGGCCGCUGUCGUGGUGUGCCUAGAUGGCGGGCUGGAAGACGCGGAGCCCUUCGAAGUGGCCUGGCCUCGGCAAGUAUACAGAGGAGGCCCGAAGGCCGAGCAUGCAGCCAAUCGCUGGUGGGACAAGCCGGUACAGAUUGUCCUGGGUGAAGACGGAGGGUCCGCCUUUCUGUUUGAUCACACAGUUUGCGACGGCACCGUGAUGGCCAGAAUCACAAGUCACUGCUACAAUUACGCCAUAAAAGCAGGGAGCUUCGAGGCAUCUGAUGGGAACGCGGAAGUUGUUCCUCAAAAGCUGGAAUUCGUCCUCGGAUCCGACACCUUACACGACCUAGAGAAGGCGACGUCUUUUCAAAUUAGACACUCCGAUGACACCGACCGGCUAUAUUAUCAAUUUCCGAACUACGGAAAGAAGUUCGUAAAGUCGUGCAACAUGAGUCCCGAAGGCUACGUGCAGAUGGCCAUGCAACUGGCGGUUUUCAGGUAA
Molecule: messenger RNA, 816 nt
Organism: Ixodes scapularis (black-legged tick)
Lineage: Eukaryota; Metazoa; Arthropoda; Arachnida; Ixodida; Ixodidae
Product: carnitine O-acetyltransferase-like
Exons: 6
Coding region: 1-816 (271 amino acids)
Biological process (GO): carnitine metabolic process, CoA-linked
Cellular component (GO): peroxisome
Molecular function (GO): carnitine O-acetyltransferase activity
Source: RefSeq, a predicted model, not a curated record